Messenger RNA from Lycium barbarum (goji berry), 1458 nucleotides. RefSeq names its product protein DUF642 L-GALACTONO-1,4-LACTONE-RESPONSIVE GENE 2-like. Gene Ontology annotation, cellular component: plasma membrane. The transcript is spliced from 4 exons. Lineage: Eukaryota; Viridiplantae; Streptophyta; Magnoliopsida; Solanales; Solanaceae. Bases 120 to 1292 code for a protein of 390 amino acids. The record is from RefSeq and is a predicted model, not a curated record.
UGCUCUUUGCCCCUUUUCUUUACUCAAAGCCCCAACUCUUCUUCAGAGUUAGAGUUCCUUCUGUACUCAGCUAUAUGUCACCAUAUCCCACUGUACUUUGUGACCUGUGAAUAGCAGACAUGGCUCGGAGAUCUACAAAUUGCAAAUGGGUCACUGCAUUCUUGGUGUUGCUAGCUUGCUCAGCGGCUGGACAAGUUCAAGACGGUCCGUUAGUUAACGGCAAUUUCGAGAUACCUCCAUCAGGCGGAUUCUCCACAGGAAACGGAUUUUUCGAGGGAACACUCGAAAUUCCAAAUUGGAAAACAAACGGAACAGUAGAGCUUGUAGAAUCAGGGCAAAAACAAGGUGGAAUGAUCCUCAUAGUACCACAAGGCAAACACGCAGUACGUUUAGGGAACGACGCCGAAUUAAGCCAAGAUCUCAAAGUUGAAAAAGGCUCUAUUUAUUCAGUGACAUUCAGUGCAGCUCGCACAUGUGCACAGUUAGAGUCACUGAACGUGUCUGUUCCACCUGUAUCACAGACCAUUGAUCUUCAGACUCUUUAUAGUGUCCACGGCUGGGAUUCUUACACGUGGGCAUUUCAAGCUGAAGAAGAUGACGUGGCUGUCGUUUUUAAGAAUCCUGAUAUGGAAGAUGACCCAACUUGUGGGCCCAUUAUUGAUGAUAUUGCUAUCAAGAAGCUUUUCGUUCCAGAUAAGCCCAAAGAUAAUGCAGUAGUCAAUGGUGACUUUGAAGAAGGUCCAUGGAUGUUCAGAAAUGCAUCACUUGGAGUUCUGCUCCCAACGAAUCUCGACGAGGAAACCUCGUCGUUGCCUGGUUGGAUAGUCGAAUCCAACCGUGCUGUUAGAUACAUCGAUACGUACCAUUUUACGGUCCCGGAGGGGAAAAGAGCAAUAGAAUUGCUAUCUGGGAAAGAAGGCAUUAUAUCCCAAAUGGUUGAAACUAAGCCUAACAAGCCAUACAAAUUGACAUUUUUAUUAGGCGAUGCAGGGGAUUCAUGCAAGCAACCACUAGCAAUAAUGGCAUUUGCUGGUGAUCAAGCUCAAAAUAUCCAUUAUACUCCCAAUGCCAACUCUACAUUUCAAGUUGCCAAUCUGAACUUCACAGCCAAAGCCGAUAGGACACGUAUCGCUUUCUAUAGUAUCUAUUAUAACACAAGAAUUGAUGAUAUGAGCUCUCUUUGUGGACCUGUUGUUGAUGAUGUGAAGGUUGAAUUGUCAGGGUCUAGCAAAAUUAGGGUGGUAGGAUUGUUGUUUGUCUUUGGAUUGCUCAUCUCAUUUGUUUUUGUUUAGAUUUAAUAGUUGUAGUGUCUACCUUAUUACAUGGUAUAUACAAGUGUAUGUGUAUGGUUUUGCAAGUGUUGGAAAACCAUCUUUAUGUCCUAGUUCUUUUUUUUUUUCAAUGAAAAUUUGAAUUGUUAUUAGUUAUCAUCUAGUAAGAAUCAAUUAUUUUGGGCUA